AUCAAACAUUAAAGCGAGUCCUCGCCUGCCAGCGGGGAGAUGUUCAGGUUCAAACCCCACACCUCCGGCUCUGCAAAGCGUUGUUCACCAUCAACUUCCUUAACUGUUCCUUUGACAGGCCGGAGCCGCCAGUCCUAAGACAUUUCCAUCAACAUUCCCGAUUAGAGAUCAAGGAAGAGCCCGAGGUCCUUAUCAGGGAUCCGGACUCCGGGGAAAUUCAAGGUCCGGUCCGUCUUGUCACCUGGGGGCGUGGAUACGCUUGCGUGUCCACUCCCUCAGGGGUCAGAUGGAUCCCCAAAAAAUGGGUGAAACCGUAUGUGCCACCGUCCAAGUCUAUCACGCCACAACUUACCGUCCCCUGCGGCCACGUGGAUCCACAAGAUGGCACUUUUGCGCAAAAUCGAAAGCGCCGCAGAUGAAGAGGAAAUCUAAUACCAUCCCUCUGAUUUAUGUCCCCUUCAGAGAUUUUAAGUUAUUCCAUGUAUUUAUAUAAUGUUCUGUUUUCCCUCAGGCAUCCAUCAUGAUUGUUGUCGCCCUCCUCAUCUUCUGGCAGCUCCACCUCAAGGCCUUGGACCGGUCCCUGGUGACCGCGUGGAUCGUUCCACAACCCCGAAAGAACGUCUGGGUGACUCUGGCCCAUGCCCUCAACCAAAGCCAUCUGUGUCUUUCUACACCAGCAGCAGAGAAUCCGAUGUCAACUUGUCUGGUGGGGGUUCCAUCAAAGUGGGCGGAGUUCCCCGACUCCAUUCGAAACAUCCAGAACCAGUUGAACGGGAACAAUCCGCCGAAUCAGUGGGUGGAAAUCUUUCGGUACUGGGGGGUUGUGAACUACGCAAAAACACCAGUAACCAAUCCCCUAGUACUGUGGCGCAAAUGGGUGUACGACCUGCCUUAUGCUGAAGCCGAGCCCCAAGAAUUCGAACUAUUGGGCUCGGCCAAAGCAGACUACUGCGUGCACUUUGACUUCACUCCAUCGUCCCGUGCAAAGCUCUAUGAAAACAUCAAACAACAUAAAUUAGAGUUUAGAGCAUCUACAUGGUGCACGCACGUAGAAAAAAUAGGCGCCCCAUCCACUGAUGAUGGGUACCCCAGAAAGCUGGACAAGGGAGUUUUCCUAAUUUGUGGAGAUAGGGCGUACCCGGGAAUCCCCUCCCGUCUCCUAGGAGGCCCUUGCACCCUGGGGCGUUUGUCCCUGGCGUCACCCAACAUGACUCAAAUUCCAAUUCGGCACGCUAAAAGAAAUUCAAAAAUUGUAAAAAGGGGUGCAGACCAAUUUGAUGAGCAUUGCGACAGCGAAAUUUACCAUUGGGCGAAGUCUAAGAGGAUUGCCGUCUCUGUUUUUCUACCUUGGGUAGCGGCGGCCAAGUCUCUCAGUGAGCUUGGCAACCUCGAGUGUUGGGUGACACGCCAGGCGAAUUUAACUUCUGAAGCCUUGAGUGACCUCCUAGCUGACGAGGAAAUCACCAGACAGGCAACCCUGCAAAACAGGGCUGCUAUUGAUUUCCUGCUGCUGGCACAUGGGCAUGGGUGCCAGGAGUUCGAGGGGUUGUGUUGUUUCAACUUAUCAUCCAGAAGCAAGUCGAUCCACGCAUCCAUUCAGGAAAUAAAAGACCUUAUCGGCACCGUGAAACAAGAAAACGAGGACUGGCUUUCCCUUAUCAAAGACAUUGGGUGUUUUGUCAUUGUUCUUUUUUUAGUAAUGCUGUGCUUUGGAAUCUUGAAAACAGUAAUAACUGCUUCUCUAUUCAAACCUUCCCCAACAUCUAAAAUUGUAGUCGCCGCUGCGACUACCCAGGAAGGUGAUUGGUGGGAAGAUGCCGCACCGAAAGACUCAGAGACCUAAGACGCCAAAGACCUUGUUCUUCCUUAACCCACAUCCUCUUCCUUUUUAAAACAAAAAAGGGGGAGAUGUGGCGUUGUGUGUUUAAAAAACUAUAAGUUGAAGUUGUUGUUAAUUAUUCUUUGUUAGUUUAAACAAUGGUUUGUUCCUUUCCCCCCCGUGUAACCCCUUGUAAUGGUUUGUUCCCGAGUUGUUUUUCCCCGUUCUUCCCGCCACUGGCCUGCCUGUCAAAGUGAGAAGUCCCCUGUUUCUCCCCCUAAGUCCCUAUUUGGUUAUGUCAAUCUCUGUGGUGCUGCCUCCUACCCUUGUCCGUCAUGUUAACCCCCCCUCCUUUUUUCGAGAGACUUCUAUGUCUCUCAUCUGUAACUUAGUUCCUGAUUUGUCCUCGAGGCUUCCUCCCUCCCCCACAUGCUUCUUAUUGGAUCUUUUGUAUUACGUCAGCCUACCUCUACCCUCAACCAUUGGUUCCCUCAUGUUUCCACACCCCACGCCCCCUCACUUUAUAAAGGCUAGCCGAAGCCCUCCUCCUUUGACAUUUGUCCCUGGACCCUCCUUGGAUUAAAGUCUCCUUGGAACCCAUACAAGUGUCCCUUCUUUCUUUCUUUUAUCUCGGGACCUCGUAUCUCACCAUAGCCUGCGUCACCCACGCCGCGGCUGUCACCGCUACCCGGGCAGU
Molecule: messenger RNA, 2516 nt
Organism: Passer domesticus (house sparrow)
Lineage: Eukaryota; Metazoa; Chordata; Aves; Passeriformes; Passeridae
Exons: 2
Coding region: 521-1843 (440 amino acids)
Source: RefSeq, a predicted model, not a curated record